UCCCCCAUCUUAGCGUUUCCAUGAAGUCCUUAAAACUCAUUCCAGCAAAUCCAGACCAUCCGCUGAGCCAUAUUUAAUAUUUAUUUUCCCUCGUCUUACUCCCCACACCACUUGAUGACAAUCACAGGCUUCAAUUGAAAAAACGUCCCUUUUUUUCUUCUCAAAACCCAUGCAUGAAACCAUUAAUUCAUUAGCCUCCGGCAACUUCCCUAUCCUCCACGAAAUUUAACUCAGCCAUCCACCUCUGUUCACCUCCACUCCUUCAAAUUCCACGCACUGCCCACCAACCAGAGCGAGAGUUAUAUCCAGAUCGAAUAUCAUAUGAUGGCUUCGGAGCCCAAAUCAUCGACGAAGAGCUCUGGAUGCGGUGGCGGCGGAACCGGUGCUGCGGCAGGACUGCGGCCGCCGGAACAGGGGCUGAAAUGCCCGCGCUGCGACUCGCCGAAUACCAAAUUUUGUUAUUAUAACAACUACAGCCUCACUCAGCCUCGCCAUUUUUGCAAGAGCUGUCGCCGUUACUGGACUAAAGGCGGCGCCUUGCGCAACGUUCCCGUCGGCGGCGGAUGCCGGAAAAAUAGGAAGUCAAAGUCUUCCUCCUCCUCUGCUUCCUCAUCCUCCUCCUCUCUGCUCCCUCUAAACCUCCCAGAGCCCGGCAAAGCGCUCACACAAACCGCGAUGGAUCUCUUCCUCCCCUUCUCCUUUGGUGCCAACGCAGCUACUUCCAUGGGAGGCCUCAGUUACAAUAGCAGAAACAGCAAUUACGGCAGCAUAGCUUCUUCGAUCGAGUCUCUGAGCUGCAUAAACCAAGACCUGCAUUGGAGGCUUCAGCAGCAGAGGAUGCAGUUGUUGUUUGGAGGGGAAUUAGGUGAGAGGGAGAACGUUGUCUCUUUCGUGAACAACCAAGUAGUGGAGCCCAGCUGUUUGGGAAUGGCAGAGAACAGCAAAGGUGAUAUUUUUGGUGACAGCUCUGGCGUUAAUGGGACCCGGAAGACUUCUGAAACAGAGACAGCUUGGUUUCUCGAUGGUUCAUUUGCCAUCCCACCUCCUCCUACAAUCAACACUGACGUCGAUAUGAAUAACGCCAAUUCUGUAAGUGAUUGGAAUGGGAUUUCGGGUUGGAGUGAUGUGCACAACUUCAAUUCUCUGCCCUAGUUCUCCAAUUUAAUAUUUCAAGCUUUUAAUCAAAACAGACUUUCAAGUGAGUCCAUACAUAUAUAAUUUAUAUGCUGUUUUUGGUGGUUUGAUUUGUUUAUGGAU
This is a messenger RNA of Phalaenopsis equestris, 1257 nucleotides long. Its product is annotated as dof zinc finger protein DOF5.7-like. Gene Ontology annotation, molecular function: DNA-binding transcription factor activity; DNA binding. Bases 322 to 1152 code for a protein of 276 amino acids. Lineage: Eukaryota; Viridiplantae; Streptophyta; Magnoliopsida; Asparagales; Orchidaceae. Gene Ontology annotation, biological process: regulation of DNA-templated transcription. The record is from RefSeq and is a predicted model, not a curated record. The transcript has a single exon.